AUGUCUGAUAACGGAUUAUUGGUCGAUAGCCAGGUCUGGCUGUCCGACCCGCAGUUGACGUUCGUCAAGGGACGUAUCGUGGACACUUUAAAUAACGGAAAACAAGUCAAAGUUAAACCCGAAAACUCGGAUAAUACUAUAACUCUGGAUACCGAUCAGCUCGAACGUUGCAACCCUCCUCAAUUUGAUAAAUGCCAGGAUAUGGCUUCGAUGACAUACCUGAAUGAGCCUUCGGUCAUCAAUAACUUAAUGCUCAGAUACAAAGAAGACUCCAUCUAUACCUGUUCCGGAUUAUUCCUUGUUGCUGUGAACCCAUACAAGCAGCUCAAUAUCUACGACAAAAGCUUUGUGAAUCUUUACAAGAAUUCAACGGUCGAGAAGAAGUCAGACUCGGAGGAGGCCCCGACCUUAUCAAGCGCAAAGCCUCAUAUUUUCGCUACCAGUGAAGAGGCAUUCCAAAAUUUAGUGGCCGAUAGCAAAGAUCAGAGCAUUCUCGUUACGGGAGAAUCUGGUGCUGGUAAGACGGAAACCACCAAAAAAGUCAUUCAGUAUCUUUUGGCAGUCGCUUCCUCAAAUGGUGGCAGAUCAAAAUCAAACAGUCUCGAGAGCCAGAUCUUGGAAGCUAAUCCAAUUUUGGAAAGUUUUGGUAACGCACAAACGGUUAAGAAUCUUAAUUCCUCCAGAUUCGGAAAGUUUGUCAAGGUCCAGAUCCAGCCUUCCACGAAGCACCUUGUUGGUGCUCAUAUAGACUGGUACUUAUUGGAAAAAUCGAGAGUUGUUCUACAGGACAAGAGUGAGAGAAACUACCACGUUUUCUACCAAUUUAUUAAAAGUGCUUCUGAUUCGGAGUUACAGAAGCUCAAGUUGACUCGCAGUGUCAACAACUAUGGCUACCUCCGGGAUACCAACCACUCUGUCCAAGGAAUUGAUGACAAAAAGGAGUACAACCAGUUGUUGAAAGCUCUGGAUGUCACCAACUUUUCGAAAGACGAAAAGAAUCAUGUUUUCAAGAUUAUCGCCAUCAUUUUGCAUCUUGGUAACCUCGCAUUUAAGAACAGUGGUAGAGACGAUAGACAAGCAUUUUUCACUGAUGAUUCUCCUGUUGACGUUGUUGCCGAUCUUUUGGGAGUUCCAGAAAACGAGCUCAGGAACGGAUUACUCACGUCCAAGGUGAAAGCCGGUAGAGAGUUUGUUACUCAACAGCGCACUCCUUCGCAAGCCAAAUUCGCCAUCGAUGCUCUCUCCAAAUCGUUAUACGAACGUCUGUUCCAAUUUUUGGUCGACAAGAUCAAUGACAAUUUUGAUCGUAACUCCACGCUUUCCAUCGAGGCCCACAAUUCCAUUGGAAUUCUGGACAUUGCCGGAUUCGAGAUUUUUGAAAAGAACUCGUUUGAGCAGCUUUGCAUCAACUAUACCAACGAAAAGCUUCAACAAUUUUUCAACCAUCACAUGUUUGUUCUUGAACAGAGCGAAUAUCUGAGAGAAGGAAUCAGCUGGGACUAUGUUGACUUCGGACAGGAACUCAAACCUACAAUCGAACUGAUCGAGAGCUCGGCUACCAACAAAAUUGGAAUAUUUUCCCUACUUGACGAAGAAUGUGUGGUUCCUAAAGGAUCCGACAGCACCUUCUUGGAGAAACUUCAGAGGGAGUUAGAACCAAAGGGCGAGGACAAAAAGAAGCAAAACCAGAGAUUCAGACCUAACAAGUUGAGAGACGGAUUUAUUAUAAAACAUUAUGCUGGUCAAGUUGAAUACUCAGUUGAGGGGUGGCUUGAUAAGAACAAGGAUCCAUUGAGCAACACUCUUGUUGAGUUGCUUUCCAAUUCUAAAGACUCUUUUAUCCAGGAUCUUUUUGAUUCUUCGGCUCAGAUGAUGGCUAAUGUUUCUGACUCUCCUGUUAAAGGAGGAGCCGCUAGAAGAAGCGGAAGAUUUAGAACUGUUGCUCAGAGGCACAAAGAACAGCUCAAUGAUUUGAUGAAGCAGCUCUCCACAACUCAUCCUCACUUUGUCAGAUGCAUCUUACCGAACACGAGCAAGACACCUAAUCAAUUUGACAAGAAGCUUGUUUUGGAACAGCUGAGAUGCAAUGGUGUCUUGGAAGGUAUUCGUAUUGCCAGAUCUGGAUAUCCAAACAGAAUCGAGUUCCAGCAAUUUGCCGAAACGUAUAAGAUCUUGGCCAACGAUGCAGUUUCUGCCAAGGGCUUCAAAAGAAGCAGCAAGGAGAUCUGUGAGAUCAUAUUGAGUGACUUGCAUCUCGAUCCUGAAGUUUACAAAGUUGGUACUACCAAGCUAUUCUUCAGAAAUGGUGUUCUUGCAAAACUUGAAAAAGAGAAGACGCGCAGACUGACCGUUAUUAUGACCAACUUCAACGCAGUUGUUAGAGGUGCAUCCGUGAGAAGGGAUAGUAAAGCCAAGCUUGAGAAAAUUCAGGCUUCUCGUGUCAUUGCGAAGAAUUUCAUCGCUUAUAACAAGUUGUCGAACGACCCAUGGUUCCAGCUUGUUUCUCAAGUCAAACCUCUACUUGUGAAUUCGGAUUCUACACAGUCCUACUUUAAUCAAAAGAUCCAGAAACUGGAGAAAGAGAUCAAGGUUUUGAAAGCAGAGAAGGAAAUGGAAAGUCAAGGAAAAAGUCAAGCCUUGUCUGAACUGGCUGCCAUCACUUCUUCGAUUGAAGUUGACAAGAAGUUGCUAGCUGAUAAAUCGAAGCAACUUGAGGAACUUCAGGUCAAACAGGUGAAUACCGAAUCUCAGUUGAAGGAUAAAGAAUUGAAGUACCAGGAGCUGGAGGACAUUCACCAUUCAUCCAACUCUUCCACCGAAAAGGAAAGAUUGGAAUUGGCUGAGAAGAUAGCUCUCUUAACUCAACAGGUUGAGAGUCAUAGCAAAGGAUCUGACUCUUUGCAAGAAGAAGUGACGCUUCUGAAACAAAUGGUUGCACAGAAGGAUGAACAACUUAAGAAGUUUGAACAGAAGAUCAAGUCCAACGAUUCAGAACUUGAUAAAAAGCUCCAAGAAGCAGUAAGUAUAAUAAGGCACAGAAGCCUGAAGCGCGUGAAGAGUCUUUUGAGUGAAAACGAGAAACUGAAGGCUACCGUUGAGAAGAGCAAGCACGCAAGCUCGGAGAUCCACAAGGCUGCUCAAGAGAAAGAGAGAGAGCUUUCCAAGAUGCAGAAGCAGGUCGAAACUGAAAAGGAAAAUCUAUCCGUUUUGAAUAUGCAAAACAAGUACAAACAAUUGAUGCAUGAGUAUAAGGAAGCCAAGACGUUACUUGAUGCCAAGAUCACCGACGAGAUCAACUUUGACAGAGGAAAACAGAAGUACGACAGACAGUUGAAGGAGCUUGAGUCUGCUUUGAAGGAGAUGAGUCAAGAGGUGGAGGUCGGUAAGAAGGAGUCUUUGAGACUGACACAGGAGUUGAAAUCGGCAAAAACCGAAAUUGACCAGUUGAACAAGGUCAAGAGAAACUUGGAUGUCAAACUCGCCGAGUACCAGCUGAAGCACUCACAAAGACCGGAACUACAGUCUGGACCAGAACUUGAGCUGCUCCAAACAAGACUUGCUUCUGAGGCAUACGAGAACAGGCAGUUGAGAGCACAGAUUAGAAAAUUGACUACCGACAGAGGUAUCUCUUCGAGUGGUAGCCCUGAAGAGCUUUCGGUUGAAAAAGCAGCUAACAAGCGUCUUGAGAAACUCAAUAUUGAGCUCCAGAAAGAGCUUCUCCAGUACAAGAAUGGCAUCAGAGAAUCGAGAGGACUUGAACCGAUCGAUGCAGAUUACAAGACUAAGUAUCAACUUGCUGAGGUCCAAUUGCAGUCAAUGGAGGAUAGAUUGAAGUGCUCCCUUUCUGCUAGUAUGCCUUUGAAGGACGCUACUCAGAAACACGAGAAUAAUGCAAACAUUGGAAUCACCGACAAGGACAGCGUUCUGGCAAAGCAGGAGAAUUUGAGAUUGAGUUCGAUGUUGAACGAGUCCCAAACGAAGUUGAAGAGAAUGCAAGUUUCGAAUGCUGCCAACUUUGCUCAACAAGAGCAACUCUCGCAACUGAACUCCAAGCUUCAGAUCAUGUCUGGAAAGAACCAGACUUUGCAAGAUUCUUUGGAGCUCUACAAGUCCCGGGCGGAGAACUACUACAGCAAGAUUGAGGCUGCUGAAGUGGCUGUUCAAACCGCAAAAAGAGCGGAAGAGAUUUUGAGAAACGAACUUAACCAGACAAAGCAGAGACUCGCCAAGGCUCAACAGGAAUGUCAUGAUUCCGAUGUGACUAUUGCACAACUCAACUCUCAGAUCAGAGAACUCGACAGAGACUUAUCUGACAAAGUGUUUGAACUAAGAAAGCUUCAAGAAAGCUACAAUGCAUUAAAGGACAAACACGAGAACGCGGAGGAGCUCAGAAUGUCCACGUCAUCGAGCCAUUCUGAUUCCAAGGAUAAAGAGCUGAAGAUGUUGAACGAUGAUCUGGUUGCCCUGAUGGACAAGGAAACGGAGCUCAACAAGCAGAUCAAAAACAUCUCUAUGCAAUUAGAGAUUUCCAAGAAGGAGGUCCGCAACUCUAAGUUUACCAUUGGGGAACUGUCGAAGGAGAACGCACAGUUCAAGAAAACGUUGACGGAAGCCAUGUACAAGAAUGACAAGCUAACCACCGAGAAGCAGGAGCAUUUGUUGAAACUUGACACAUUGACAUCCCAAGUGAAGGCUUUGAAGACAUCCAACGAGGAUCUCCUUCAAGAAAGAGACAGUUUGUUGGAGUCCAAACGGGAGCUGGAAACAAAGGUUGCAGCCAUAACCGCCGAAUUCGACAGAUAUCUGGAGAAAGCCAAGGACGAUGCAACCAACGCGGCAACUGUUGUUCAAUUGCGCGGUGAACUGGAGCAGUCCAGUAAAGAGGCUUCGAUCUUGAAGGAGAAACUUGAUCUCCACGAUGAGAAGCUCCACGAUUACGAGAAUAAGAUGGACGAGCUCCAAAAGGACUCGUUGAUGGUGAUCGAAGAGAACAAGGCGUUGACAAAGUUCAACAGACAACUGAAGGCCAAACUGGACGAUCUCCAGGUUGAGCAUCAAAAGGAGAAGGAGGCCGAGCGGAAACACUGGUCUGCCAGAGUUGAGGAACUGGAAGAGAAGGUGUAUCUGCAGAAUGCUACCAAGAGAGACGAAGAUCAGAAAUUCUACAACCUUGAGAGACUUGUUAAAGAUUACAACCACCGUAAUGAGAUCCAAGUUUCGACGAUCGCGCGGUAUAAGGACGAGAUCAGAACAUUGGAGGAAACAGUCACCAGACUGGACUCCAACUUGGAGUCUCUACAGCAAAAAGAGGCAGAAGCCACCUUGAGCGCCAAGCGUGCUAUACGCGAACUCCACGAUGCAAAAGAACACUCGCUUAUUCUGGAGAAAGAAUUACUUGACUGGAGAACCAGUGCUGAGUAA
Messenger RNA from Ogataea philodendri, 5421 nucleotides. RefSeq lists its product as uncharacterized. Lineage: Eukaryota; Fungi; Ascomycota; Pichiomycetes; Pichiales; Pichiaceae. Gene Ontology annotation, molecular function: actin filament binding; microfilament motor activity; ATP binding. The coding region runs from base 1 to 5421 and encodes 1806 amino acids. Gene Ontology annotation, cellular component: actin cytoskeleton; cytoplasm; vesicle. Gene Ontology annotation, biological process: actin filament organization; vesicle transport along actin filament. The transcript has 2 exons. The record is from RefSeq and is a predicted model, not a curated record.